Gongylonema pulchrum is the source of this 270-nucleotide messenger RNA. The record is from the annotation of a GenBank genome assembly. Lineage: Eukaryota; Metazoa; Nematoda; Chromadorea; Rhabditida; Gongylonematidae.
AUGGUACUGGUCGAUUUGCCAGGAGUCAUUUCAACGGUAACAGUCGAUAUGGCAAAAGAAACAAAAGAUGAUAUUGUGAAAAUGUGCAAAACAUACAUGGAAAAUCCGAACGCCAUUAUUUUAUGUAUACAGGGUAUGACUUUCCACUUUUCUCUGUUUCAACCGGAUCUUUCCAGCGAAUUAACUAAGCAUAGGGAAGAGGAAAAGGAGGAAGAGGGUGUAAGGGACACGGAAAAAGAAGAAUUAUGCAAGCUAUCGAUGUUGCUUUAG